This is a messenger RNA of Ilex paraguariensis (yerba mate), 1273 nucleotides long. The record is from the annotation of a GenBank genome assembly. Lineage: Eukaryota; Viridiplantae; Streptophyta; Magnoliopsida; Aquifoliales; Aquifoliaceae.
AUGUCGAAAUCACAAGAGGUGGAGGCUUUUGGAUGGGCUUGCAGAGACCCAUCUGGUGUUCUCUCUCCAUUCAAGUUUUCAAGAAGGCGUGAGAUUGUGGGUGUAGUGACCGAAGUGGGCAAGAAGGUACAAAAGUUCAAAGUUGGGGACAAAGGGGGUGUGGGAUGCUUUGUGGGAUCAUGUCGGAAAUGCGAGAGUUGUGCUAACAACCUUGAAAAUCAUUGCCCUGACCAAAUGUCCAUAGGCACUCCCCCUUACAUUGAUGGAAUGAUAAUCCAUGGGGGANAUGUGGGAUCAUGUCGGAAAUGCGAGAGUUGUGCUAACAACCUUGAAAAUCAUUGCCCCGACCAAAUGUCCAUAGGCACUCCCCCUUACAUUGAUGGAAUGAUAAUCCAUGGGGGAUUCUCCGAUCACAUAGUCACUGACGAGCAUUUUGUGCUUCGUUGGCCUGACAACUUGCCUCUAGAUUCGGGCGCUCCUCUCCUCGGUGCCGGAAUCACAAUGUACAGUCCAUUGAAGUAUUUUGGACUCGACAAGCCUGGUAUGCACAUUGGGGUGGUGGGUCUCGGAGGACAUGGCCAUUUAGCUGUGAAAAUUAUAAAGGCUUUUGGAAGUAAAGUGACAGUGAUUAGUACCUCCCCUGAAAAAAAGGAGAGAGCUAUUAAAAGUCUUGGUGUUGACUCAUUUUUGGUCAGUAGUGACCCAGAUCAAAUGCAGAUUGCAUUGGGCACACUAGAUGGUAUCAUUGAUACCGUCCCUGCAGUUCAUCCUCUUCAACUUUUAAUUGACCUAUUAAAAACCGAUGGAAAGCUUGUUAUUAGCGGUGGACCAUUGGAGCCGCUAAAUCUGCCAGUUUGUUCUUUGAUUCUCGGUCGAAAAAUAGUGGCUGGGACCGACUUGGGUGGGUUGAAAGAGACGCAAGAGAUGCUUGAUUUUGCAGCAAAACACAAUAUUACAGCAGAUGUGGAGGUUAUUCCUAUAGACUAUGUGAACACGGCAAUGAAGCGUCUUGAGAAAGGCGAUGUUCAAUUCCGAUUUGUUCUAGAUGUGGCAAACACAUUGAAGACUACUUAAUGUGAACAUUGAUGGUGAUCAUGGUUGUUCUUCUUCGAUCAUGUUUGAGUUGUUUAGUAUUGAUUUCGAUCAGAGGGUGACCACAAGAAGUUUGAUGUGUUGAUUUGAAUCUGUGUAAUUUUUUUCUUGCCAAGAGUGUUGUCUACUUUUUUUAAACUUCAUGUUGAUUUGAUAUAUGGUCUAAAUCAGCUGGGGGAAG